AUGCCUUUGACCUUUCCCCCGAAACGCUCGCUAGCUCGAGCGCCGCUGCUGCAGCAAACCGCGCCGCCUGCCUGCCCGCCCGCCAUUGUUUGCUCCAGCUCUCUGCUGCUCCACCUCCAAACUUUCAUGCCCGCGAGCAAGCUCCGCGCGAGCAAGCUCCAGGGCCAGCCCCGGGUCGCACAAACACCGCCUCCGCUCCAACUCGGCUCCGACUCUGCCGUCAUAGAGAUGGGCAUGCAGAGACACGAGGCAGCUGGUCCAUUGCGCCAGUCGGUGUCGUAUGAGCCCGAAGUUUCGGUCAGCGUCAGCACGGAACCUGGCGAACAGCGGCAAAUGAGGGCAGCAUCCUUCGACCUGCAUGCCGUCAGACUCGCUGCGCACACGAUCUCUGCAGUCGUCCAACUCCGCACCGCCAUGAACACCUAUGCAGUCUACCGGUGCGAACAAGAUUCCUACUCAUCAUGGUUCGCUGCAGUACAGCGAUGGCAGCAAGCUAUUGCGACGAGAGGGCGAGCAUCUGUUGCUGCCAAACUAGCAGACAACAUGCUUAACCGAAGGUUCCAACACGAGAUAGGCAGACUCGAAAUCCCGCGGCAGCAAUAUGCAAACAUCACGCGAAUUCCAACGCUUCAAGAAGUAGCACACUGGCUGCGAAUCGGUAACCGCGAGGUGCAACACGAGGGAUUGAUCAGUGAUCUUCGUGGCAUGGAUUUCUCCCCGUACGCAGACUGGGUCAGCAAAUGGAUGAGCGACCGUCGCUUCCACGGUACUCUCACCGCUGCUAUGGUCCAUUCACGCCGACUCACUUUUUAA
Moesziomyces aphidis is the source of this 813-nucleotide messenger RNA. NCBI's taxonomy places the organism in Eukaryota, Fungi, Basidiomycota, Ustilaginomycetes, Ustilaginales, Ustilaginaceae. The record is from the annotation of a GenBank genome assembly.